GGUGCCUCCCAGAGCAGAGGGAGGCAGAAGAGGAGGGAGGGAGAAGAGGGGAAGGGAGGGGGAGGCGGCACUUAGGUUGCAGCUCUCCACCCGAGGCAGUCAGUCUCAGCGCUCGGAAAGACCAAGAGAGGUAGCGGAGGGAUAGGAUGCUCUGCGGGGCAGCCUGAGCCAGGGGCUCUUGAAGCAGUUUUGGGGACAGGGACAACUGGACAGCUUUCACCAUGCAUCAGUCCCUGACUCAGCAGCGGUCCAGCGACAUGUCCCUGCCCGAUUCCAUGGGCGCUUUCAAUAGGAGGAAGCGAAACUCCAUCUAUGUCACUGUGACUUUGCUUAUUGUGUCCGUGUUAAUUCUCACGGUGGGCCUCGCUGCAACUACCAGGACCCAGAAUGUGACUGUGGGAGGUUAUUACCCAGGAGUUAUUCUUGGCUUUGGAUCAUUCCUUGGAAUCAUCGGAUCAAACCUCAUUGAGAACAAGCGGCAGAUGCUGGUGGCUUCUAUCGUGUUUAUCAGCUUUGGUGUGAUUGCGGCUUUUUGUUGUGCUAUAGUUGAUGGGGUCUUUGCUGCCAGACACAUCGAUUUGAAACCACUCUAUGCUAACCGGUGCCACUAUGUUCCCAAGACAUCCCAGAGGGAAGCUGAGGAGGUUAUAACUUCUUCAACUAAAAUUGCUCCUUCUACGAGGGCUUUGAAGAACCUUACCCAGGCAGUUAAAGAGGUGAACUGCCCUCAACUUAGCCGCGGACUCUGCACACCUCGCAUCCGAGGCAACACCUGCUUCUGCUGUGACCUCUACAACUGUGGCAGCAGGGUGGAGAUCACUGGUGGGUACUAUGAAUACAUUGAUGUCAGCAGCUGCCAGGACAUCAUCCACCUGUACCACCUCCUCUGGUCGGCCACCAUCCUCAAUAUUGUUGGCCUGUUCCUGGGGAUCAUCACUGCUGCAGUCCUUGGAGGAUUUAAGGAUAUGAACCCUACUCUCCCAUCACUGAACUGCUCUGUUGAAAAUGCCCAUCCGACUGUUUCUUACUAUGCGCGUUCCCAAGUGGCAUCGUACAAUACCUGCUAUCAUAGCCCUCCGCAUCUGCCACCUUACUCUGCUUAUGACUGCCAGAAUUCCAGCGUCUUUCCAUCCUCUCCUCCCUCUGGACUCUCUGAUGAGCCGGAGCCUCAGUCUGCCUCUCCUUCACCCAGCUACAUGUGGUCCUCCAGCGCACCGCCCCGUUAUUCUCCACCCUACUACCCGCCUUUUGAAAAGCCACCACCUUACAGUCCUUAAAGAGGAGUGCCUGUCGGCUAUUCAGAUUAUUGUGGCUUUUGUAUUUCUGCUUUAGUGGAAGUGUGUAGGGUACAACAUCUAAAGUGUGACUCUUAUGCAUCAAGUUUUUCAACAGCUUGGCAGGCUAGGGAAAGAUAGGGAUGAAGCUUAUUCAUUAUCAGCAAAGGGCAGGAUUGGCUGGGCCAGACCCACUACUUCCAAGACAGGAAGUUCACUCUCUAAGCAGGGCUGGGGAGCCAGUCCUGCAAGAUACGUGUCAUGUUCAGAUCUGCAUUUCCUGAUGCUCCACCUUUCUACAGUACAAGUGGCGCCAUCGGUUUCACUUUAUGUGAAGGACUGUUGUCCUCAGGCCCUUGGCAGAUGGCUACGAUAGCACCUUGGUUGGAUCACCUGGUCUAUAGGCUCUAUCUUCUCUAUCAUUAAUGUCACCAUUAGGAUAAUUUCCUAGCUGACUGGGCUACACAGUAGUCCCAAUACAGAAAGUUCUGGCUAAGAUUUUUGCUUGCAUCUGUCUGGAUAUUGAAAAAAGCUGCCCAUAUCUUUACUCUGGUCUUCUGAGUCUUGUAAAAAUGGCUGUUGUGAUCAUUCAGCUUAGCUUUUGUUACUGGUACCUCCUAAGGGGAAAAGUGCAAUAGUCCCUCAUCUUGCGUGGUGGGAGAACGGGACUGGCUGAUCCAAAGGCACUGAAAUACAGAGCAACAUGUGUGCUGUUUUCAGUAGCUCUCAGUAUACAUCUGACAACUUAGGAGACAGUGUUCCUACUAUAUGUUGCAUUACUACAAAACACAUUUGCUACUGGAGAUUUAAAUCUCACAGUUGAAAUUCAGAGUUUAAAACUGCUAGAUUAGAUUGGGUCAUGGUAUGAAUUGUUACUUAUCUUUGUGACUAUUUAAUCUUCAGAUAUUAUUGUGCUUUAACCCAGCAAACCGCACGAUCCUGCACCUUAUCCCCUGAAAACUCAUCUGUACUUUAACGUCACUGCUCUUAUUGGUCCCUCUUUUUUGUUGAGAUCAAUUGUGACAACAUUCAAUUCAGGAUUAUGAAAGUGUUACAAUGCCAUUUCAAGUCUCCAAGACCUAAAAUAUAGCCAACUAGACAAAUUCUGCAGUGUUACACAUUUAAAAUCCAUCUGGCACAUUGCGGUAGUUACAUGGUUGUUUUU
Acomys russatus (golden spiny mouse) is the source of this 2439-nucleotide messenger RNA. RefSeq names its product transmembrane protein 255A (gene Tmem255a). Bases 222 to 1277 code for a protein of 351 amino acids. The transcript has 10 exons. The record is from RefSeq and is a predicted model, not a curated record. Lineage: Eukaryota; Metazoa; Chordata; Mammalia; Rodentia; Muridae.